Octodon degus (degu) is the source of this 2451-nucleotide messenger RNA. RefSeq names its product glyceraldehyde-3-phosphate dehydrogenase-like. Lineage: Eukaryota; Metazoa; Chordata; Mammalia; Rodentia; Octodontidae. The record is from RefSeq and is a predicted model, not a curated record. Bases 352 to 1056 code for a protein of 234 amino acids. Gene Ontology annotation, molecular function: oxidoreductase activity, acting on the aldehyde or oxo group of donors, NAD or NADP as acceptor; NAD binding. The transcript is spliced from 2 exons.
UUAUGGACUGAAACCUCCACAGACUCCAACAGCAUUCCAGACAAGAUGGUGAAGGUUGGAGUGAACGGAUUUGGCUGUAUUGGACGCCUUGUCACCAGGGCUGCUUUUAACUCUGGCAAGGUGGAUGUUGUGGCCAUCAAUGACCCUUUCAUUCACCUGAACUACAUGGUCUACAUGUUCCAGUACGAUUCCACCCAUGGCAAGUUCCAUGGCACUGUCUAGGCUGAGAAUGGGAAGCUUGUCAUCAACAGAAAGGCCAUCACCAUCUUCCAAGAGCGAGAUCCUGCCAACAUCAAGUGGGGUGAUGCUGGCGCUGAAUACGUGGUAGAGUCCACUGGUGUCUUCACCACCAUGGAGAAGGCUGGGGCUCACCUGAAGGGUGGUGCCAAAAGGGUCAUCAUCUCUGCCCCUUCUGCUGAUGUCCCCAUGUUUAUGAUGGGUGUGGAUCAUGAGAAGUACGACAACUCCCUCAAGAUGGUCAUUAAUGCUUCCUGUACCACCAGCUGCUUAGCCCCACUGGCCAAGGUCAUCCAUGACAACUUUGGCAUGGUGGCAGGACUCAUGACCACAAUGCAUGCCAUCACUGUCACUCAGAAGACUGCGGAUGGCCCCUCUGGGAAGCUGUGGUGUGAUGGCCGCAGGGCUGCCCAGAACAUCAUCCCUGCAUCCACUGGCAUUGCCAAGGCUGUGGGCAAGGUCAUCCCAGAGCUGAGCGGGACGUUCAUAGGCACGGCCUUCCAUGUACCCACUCCCAACGUGUUAGUGGUGGAUCUGACCUGCCGCCUGGAGAAAGCAGCUAAAUACGAUGACAUCAAGAAGAUGGUGAAGCAGGCAUCAGAUGGUCCCCUCAAAGGCAUCCUGGGCUACAUCAAGGACCAGGUUGUGUCUUGCAACUUUAACAGUGACACCCACUCUUCCACCUUUGAUGCUGGGGCUGGCAGAACCCUGAAUGACCAAUUUGUGAAGCUCAUUUCCUGGUAUGACAGGUAUGACAGUGAGUUCGGCUACAGCAACAGGGUGGUGGACCUCAGGGUCCACAUGGCCUCCAAGGAGUAAGUGCCCCACCACCACAGCGCAGUGAGACCAGAGGGAUGGAGAGGCCAUGCUGUAGAAGUCACUGCCCUACUGAGAAAUCUCCCCCUCACAGAUUCCAUCCCAGGCUCCCUAGAAGGGGAGGGGCCUUGGGAGCCCUGGCUCACUGCCCUUGCACACCAUCAAUAAAGCCCAUUGUACCCAGAAAAAAAAAGAAUCUUCAGGAUUAAGAUGUAGGCAGUCUGCAGACCACAUUUCAAAACACACUCCAUUAGAUUGCAUGCAGUUUGAAUAGGCUGUGUUGGCCUUUUGGAAGUGGUGCCUACGGGCACAGGCAAUUACAGGUCUCAAUAGAAUGGGGCACUUUGGAAUAUAAACCUCUGGACUGCCUCAUGAUGGACAUGGAUCUUUUUUUUGGACAUGGAUCUUUAUGUUCUAUGACAACUGUCUGCUAUCCAUGCUGUGGCUGGGAAUAGUUAGUUGUAACAUUCUCAGGCUGGAACUAUUCCCACUUGCCCUUGAUACUCUAAACUAGUGAUGAAAAACCUCUUAGAGCUUUCAGUGGUAACAGAACCUGAUGUGGUAUGCAUGCCAUAGUUUUUCCACCACUGCUCAAAACUCUGCAAGUCUGUCCUGGGUGCUCCAGGUUACAAUGGUUUGAACUCAAUGAUCACAAGCUUCUUGUCUCUAUUAAGGAAGUGUCUUACUAUCUUAAAAGUGGCUUUGAUCAGCAUGUGACCUUGGUUAGGACCAACUUUCUGGAGAUCUUGAGCAUGAGCAGUGAUCAAAGUGCUCAGGUCUUCCUGUGACAGGACAACACCUUCACCCAACAGUUGCCAGUUGAUAACAUUAGUCAAGGCUUUAGGCCAGAGGUGAGGUAGAAGUGAGUGUAAUCUUAAGUUACUACCAGGUCAUUUUUAUGCCUUGGAAACACAUUCCUUUCUCUUAAGGAACAGAUUUUGGGGUAGUCAAGAUGCAGAGGUGUUCAGUGAAUUCCUGGUGGUAUCAAAAGAUUUCUAACAUCUUUAAUCACUAUAUGGAACUUCAUUUCAAAAAGACUUACAUCUUACCCAAUACUCUAUUGUAAACUCUGGCAGAACAGAAUGUAGUCUACAUGCACCACUUUCACAUUUAGGGGCUUGGCCUUGAGGUGGUGCUAGUGUAAUCACCACAUUACUACUCAAUCGAGACUCUGUUAAGAUAUAAGUGAAUCUGUCAAAAUGUUGCCCAGGUAAUUGCAACAAUUGUCUCUGCUCUAAGAGGGUAAGAUCUCAUUCUCUGGGCGAUGGUAGGAAUGCUGCUUAGCAGUUAGUUUCAUUUGAUCUUUCUUCAUCUAAAUUAAGUUGUAGAUGCACCUGAAACAUAGCUGUGUGUCUCAGUUAUUCUUCUCUCAUUGCUGGGACAAAAACCCAAAAUGAA